Prunus persica (peach) is the source of this 1479-nucleotide messenger RNA. RefSeq lists its product as uncharacterized. The record is from RefSeq and is a predicted model, not a curated record. Gene Ontology annotation, cellular component: chloroplast. Lineage: Eukaryota; Viridiplantae; Streptophyta; Magnoliopsida; Rosales; Rosaceae. Bases 186 to 1301 code for a protein of 371 amino acids. The transcript is spliced from 5 exons.
AUUCAUAUUUCUCAUCUGACGCUGACUGUGGACUGCUGAGCAGAGAUUCUUGAUAAUUUUCCACAGCAGAAAAUCUCAGUAAAAGCCAGUGGUCAGCGUCUCCCGCCGCAACCCCAUUUACCCAAAAACCCAAGACCCAAAGCCCCUGCGCGUAAUCCUUCUCUCUCAAUUUCUGCACCAUAUCCAUGGCGCUCUCUGCAGCAUUCUACACAUCUUCACAACCAUCCCGUGCUCUUUUGUGCAGAACUCGUAGACCCAAUUUCUCUCAGACUGCAUGCUUCCAGAAAACCCUAACAAUUAGGGCUUCAACCACCCUGGACUACUCCAAGCUCACUGUGGGUGAAAAAUCUUCAGCCCCAUCAAAGAGCAAUAGUUGGCAAUGGAAAUUCAAGGAAAAUUCUAUUAACAUCUACUAUGAGGAGCAUGAAAAGGAGAAAGAGGGUCCUUCUAAGAACGUCCUUAUGAUACCAACCAUUUCUGAUGUAAGCACUGUUGAAGAAUGGAGAUCAGUAGCAAGUAAUCUUGUUCAGCAAGAUGGUAAUGUUAAUUGGCGAGCAACCAUUGUUGAUUGGCCUGGUCUGGGGUACUCUGAUAGGCCAAAGAUGGACUACACUGCUGAUCUCAUGGAGAAAUUUCUGGUUGACUUCAUCAAUGCACCUGAUGGUCCUAUAAGCGGCUCAGAAAAUGAUUUUGUAGUAUUUGGAGGAGGGCAUGCCGCCACUUUAACUAUUCGUGCUGUAAAACGUGGUGCGGUGAAACCUAAAGCCAUUGCUGCUAUUGCACCCACCUGGGCUGGUCCCCUUCCUAUUGUGUUUGGUCGAGAUUCUAGCAUGGAAACAAGGUAUGGACUGCUUAGGGGAACCUUACGAGCCCCUGCUGUGGGCUGGAUGAUGUAUAACAUGCUUGUCAGCAAUGAGAAGUCAAUUGAAUCGCAGUACAAAUCACAUGUCUAUUCAAAUCCGGACAAUGUGACUCCUGGAAUUAUCGAAAGCCGAUACGCACUGACCAAGCAGAAAGGAGCUCGCUAUGUACCUGCUGCUUUCUUGACUGGUCUCCUUGACCCUGUACAAACACGAGAGGAAUUUGUUGGACUCUUUGCAGAGAUGGGCAGCCAGAAGAUCCCAGUUCUUGUCCUGUCGACUGAAGGAUCUCCAAAGAGGUCAAAAGCAGAGAUGGAAGCUCUGAGGGAAGCUGAGGGAGUAAGUAAGUUUGUUGAGGUUCCAGGUGCUCUACUUCCUCAAGAGGAGUAUCCUGCUAUGGUUGCAGAGGAGCUUUACAAGUUCUUACAAGAGAACUUUUGAAUUGAAAAACUAAAGUUGGUUUUAGGUUGGCAGUUGUAUGGUUUCCCUAUACCACAGUUUUCCCACAGGUUAUGUUGCACUGGUAAUUUAUGCCGUAAGAAAGAUUUGAUGCCAAUAUGCGUCUGUACAAACAUUUUUCUCUUUCUUUUAAUGAUGAACUUGUGCAAAUUUAUAUAUA